AUGACCCUGUCUGCUUCUGAGGGUCGAUUUAGAAUACGCUCGUACUUGUGGAGGAAAGCUAGUGUGAUACAGCAUGUGAGGAAUCAGCAGCAGCCUCCCACUUCUCCCGGUUGUAUGUACACACUCAAUAUCCUGGCUCCAAGGGACACUGAUGAAGAUGAAGAAGGCUCCAGUAUUCUCAAGCCUGCAGAAGUUACUGGCAAAAAAACUAGUGCUAGUACUCAAGCCUCCCUGAGCUUGACCCCCAAGCCUCGACUCUUCUGUGCAGUCACCGGUCCAUUGCCAGCUCUCCUCGUUCUUGAAAACAAGGCUUACCACAGUAGCACUAAAUGUCGGAUCCGGCUGUCCUAUCACCGAGUACGUCGGCAAAAGCAAACUGGUGAAGCAAGGAUGAAUCUAUUUGAAAGGAAAGGCGUCCAUCCUAGGUAUUUCGUGUGGGAAAACCAUCUCAAGUUGAAGGAUAAUUACAGAAGAGACACCCAAACACCUCCAGCCUCCUCCGUCCGCACGGCGCUGGACACCCCUCGCGGUGGCCGGGGCUCACUACGGGCUCCGGGCCUCGGCUUCCUGCCCCAGGGCGGCGGAGCGCCGCUCUGGGGAAGGUGCUGCGCGGAAACGUGGCAGCUACGGGAAGGGGCGGCCGCCCGCGCCGCGCCGCCCCCUUCUCUCGGCCUCUCCGCGGCCUCCGCCACCCCGGCCGAAUUCUUGCAUAAAUUAUGCCAGGCGCGCCUGACGUCAGGUGGCGGCGCGCGGGCGCGGGCGCGGCGCGGAGGGAGCCGGCCGCGGGCGCGCGCGGUCCCGGAGGCUCGUGCUCGUGGCGUGCAGGGCGCGCGCAGGCGCUGGCGUGCUGGAGCCGCGGCGGCGGCGGCGGCGGCGGCGGCGGCGGCAGCGGCGGUAGCGGCGGCGGCGCGGGGGUUGAGCCGUGGUGGUGCGGACGCGCUCGUGCUCGGGAACUAUCGGAUUAAACUUGAAUCGAGUGGAAUUACACAAAGGAGCGCCGCGGAGGAGGCGGCCGGGGACCCGGAGACCCAGCAACUCGCCAGAGCCCCGUCCGCGCGCGGCCAACUCCGCGUCCGUGGAUCAACCCCGGCCGCGGCCGCCGAGCCAACUCCGGAGCCGCUCUGCGUUUUGUUCCCCACGGCGCGCGGCGGCGGACCAGCCCGAGCGAACGAGCGAGCCGGUGAGCGCAGACUUCCCCGGCGCCCCCGGGAGGGGCGGCGGCAGGAAACCGCGCCGGGCCGGGCCGCGGCCGCGCGGAGUUGCGAGCGGGGAGUUGGGCGUGUGCGGGGCGCGGGGAGAGGCGCGCGGGGGCCGCGGUCGGCAGGAGCGCAGCGCCACCCGCCCGGUCGCCCGCGGGACCCGAACCCGCGGUCCCAGCGCCGCCCGGUGCCCCAACUUUUGCCUGCGUCCGCGGGGCCGGCGGCGGCGGGGGCGCGCGGGGCGGCCGAGGGUCACUUCCUCGCAUGUAAAUGGAGGGAGCGUGUCUGCGCGCUGGGGAGCGCGAGCGCGUUUCCUCCCGCCGGCACCGAGCACGAGUUGCCGGCUGCGUUCGAGAGAAAAGGGAAGGAGGAAAAAGUUGGGCUCCAACUCCGGCGCGAGCGGCGGCGGGCGCGCGGGCGCGGGGCGCUGAGCGCGGGGCUCGGGGACGGCGGCGCCCCCCGCCUCGCCCCCGCCCCCCGCUCCGGCCCGACCACGCCGCGCUCGCCGGGAGCGGCGGCCGCACCGGCGCGAACAAAGUGCGUCCCUGCGGGCGCGGCGGCGCCAGCCCGCGCGGGGACGGCCACGGGCGAGGUGGGUCGGUGGCAGGGAAAGUGCGCGGGGCGCCGCGUGGGGCGGGGGCGGCGCGAACACGCGGCGCGGGGGGCGUCCCAAGCCCAGCCGGCGGUGGCCGCGGAGUUCCGAGCCCGCAGCCCGGGGCUCCCAGGGCUCCCCGGCGGCUCCCAAGUGCGGGAGGACGAGAAGAAAGGGAGCCGGGCCGGGGCGAGCCCUGUCGGGGGUCCGGGCGGGGGCGGGGGUCGCCAGGUGGCCCUGGAGCGGCGGGGUUGCGGGGUUCCCCCGCGGAGAGCCGGCUCCGAGUGCCAGCGGCCGAGGUGGCUGGAGGCCGAGCGGUCAGCGGGAGAGGAAGGAGGGCGGCGGGGGACGCGUUGUUUGUUUGCUUCGCACCGGGGACGGGGCUCGCCGGGGGCGCGGGGCGCGGGCGGGGCGCGACGGGGCGCGGUGCGGGGUGGGCUAGGCGGCGCGGGGCGAGCGGUACGGGGGGGGGGCGGCCGGCUGGCGGGGGCAGGGGACUGGUCAGGAGGCUCCGGGGAAGGAGCAGCCGGCUCCAAGCAGCCAUCAUUCCCGAGCAGCCUUUCUCCGGAUGGCUCUGCCUCGAGGAGCCCCGCGCCGUGGGAGCGCACCCCAAACUCCAGCCCAGCAGCCCGCUUUGUGAGCGCCCCCGUGGAGCGGGCGGCGCGGGGAGUGCUACGGCCGGGCAGUACGGUUCUCCCAGGAGGUCACUUUUAG
Messenger RNA from Onychomys torridus (southern grasshopper mouse), 2505 nucleotides. RefSeq names its product spidroin-1-like. Bases 1 to 2505 code for a protein of 834 amino acids. The record is from RefSeq and is a predicted model, not a curated record. The transcript is spliced from 8 exons. NCBI's taxonomy places the organism in Eukaryota, Metazoa, Chordata, Mammalia, Rodentia, Cricetidae.